CAUUUGUAUGUUUAUGUGUUCACAUAUAUACAUAUGUAUGUAUGCAUCAUGGAAUAGUUUUCUGCUACACUUUCUGCUAGCUUUCCGCUUCUGCAGGAAAAAUUACACUCUCUCCUUUGACUCCCUUCCCCUGCUCACUGUAUGCUUUUUAAAUAUUUUCGAAAAUUCUCUUGACACAAGUUUAACAUUUGGAUUUUUUCGCUUCAAUAAAACAAUAUUUCUCCUUCUUGUUUGAUUGCAGUUUCAACGGCGCGAAUCAGCAAACGAAAUUUUGAGACACGUAUUGGGAAAUCGGUCGUUGUAGCUGUUAGUUUGUCGGAACCACCAACGCAUCGCACCGAUUUCUCAUUGUCAUUUCGAGCAAAAGCAGCAUACCGAGCUAGAGCAGUGCCACAACGUAAACAGAGUGCAUACAGGGAAAGAAAAACCGACACACCAAACCGACCCUUAACGUACGACAAUAUUGCGGCGUACAGUAGCAGCGGUAGCAACAGCAACAGCAAGUGGGGUAGCAGAGCGGACGAAGAAGAAGACCUGCAAAAAUAAAACGCCAACAAGAUGUCAUCACCCAGCGCUGGUAAGCGUCGUAUGGACAAUGACGUCAUCAAACUAAUUGAAUCCAAACAUGAAGUAACCAUACUGGGUGGCCUCAAUGAAUUCCAUGUGAAAUUCUUCGGCCCACACGGGACACCCUACGAGGGUGGCGUAUGGAAGGUGCGUGUCUACCUGCCCGACAAUUACCCCUUCAAAUCGCCCAGCAUAGGGUUUGUGAAUAAAAUUUAUCAUCCGAACAUCGACGAAUCAUCCGGCACCGUGUGCCUGGAUGUGAUCAAUCAAGCAUGGACAGCGCUAUAUGAUCUCUCAAAUAUAUUCGAAUCAUUUCUACCACAAUUGCUGACAUAUCCGAAUCCGGUUGAUCCGUUAAAUCGCGAUGCAGCGGCGCUGUACUUGCACGAACCGGAGGAAUAUCAUCGCAAAGUGGCCGACUAUGUGCAGCGAUAUGCCACCGAGGAGGCGUUGCGUGCGGCGCAACAGGAGCGCGAGAGUAGCGACAGUGAAUCGAGCAUGUCGGAUUAUAGUGAAGAUGAGGCCAGAGAUAUGGAAUUAUAAUAUCGGUUUAUGGUUAAGCUAAUUAUAUGAAUUUGAAUUACAUUUAAAGCAAAAACAAAACAAAACAAAAUAAAAACAAAAACAAAAACAA
Molecule: messenger RNA, 1201 nt
Organism: Ceratitis capitata (Mediterranean fruit fly)
Lineage: Eukaryota; Metazoa; Arthropoda; Insecta; Diptera; Tephritidae
Gene: UbcE2H
Product: ubiquitin-conjugating enzyme E2 H
Exons: 1
Coding region: 559-1110 (183 amino acids)
Biological process (GO): ubiquitin-dependent protein catabolic process; protein polyubiquitination
Cellular component (GO): nucleus
Molecular function (GO): ubiquitin conjugating enzyme activity
Source: RefSeq, a predicted model, not a curated record